Molecule: messenger RNA, 1473 nt
Organism: Tigriopus californicus
Lineage: Eukaryota; Metazoa; Arthropoda; Copepoda; Harpacticoida; Harpacticidae
Product: translocon-associated protein subunit alpha-like
Exons: 1
Coding region: 192-1019 (275 amino acids)
Cellular component (GO): endoplasmic reticulum; endoplasmic reticulum membrane
Source: RefSeq, a predicted model, not a curated record
AUGAUUUCUUGCAUGCGUGACGUGUUCGGCAACUUGCGGACAAAUCCUCUCCACUUGGUCACGGACUUCCACUUCCAUCCAGCGUCGAGUUUGGCUUCUUCCUUGGAUUGCAAUCCUGUCCAUUUCUCGUGCCAUCCUCGCGGACACACAUCUCGGGUUCGUUUGUCAAGCUUGGUUUUGCUUCGCUCAUCAUGACCAAGUGGCUGGUUCUGCUGUUGUUGGUCUCGCCGCUCCUGAUCCAGUUCUCGGGCUCGCCGUGUUUGGUCCAGGCUCAAGAAGAUGAAGUGGAGGAAGACGGCGCCAUCGAGGACGAGGAUGUAGACGGUGCAGGGGCUGAUGAGGAUGACGGUUUGGGCUUGAAGAAGAACGUCUCGCCGGAUGUGGACACCACCAUCCUGUUCACCAAGCCCACCACGCACUUGGGGGCGGCUGAGUUGCCCGGGGGUCAGAUUGUGGAGUUCUUGGUGGGCUUCACCAACAAAGGCCCUUCGGACUUUGUGGUGGAGUCCUUGGAUGCCAGCUUCCGGUACGCCAUGGAUUUCUCGUACCACAUCCAGAACUUCUCGGCCCACGCCUACCAGAAGACGAUCAAACCCAACGAGGAGACCACGUUGUCGUACUCGUUCGUGCCCGCGGAUGCCUUUGCGGGUCGUCCCAUUGGUUUGACGGUCAACUUGGCUUAUCGCGACCUCCAGGGCAAUCUGUUCAUGGAUCCCGUGUUCAAUGAAACGGUCCAAGUGGUUGAGUUCGACGAGGGCUUCGACACCGAGGUGUUCUUCAUGUACGUGUUCAUCGUGGCGGGUGCCUUGCUCGUGCUUUUUCUCGCUGUCAACCUGCUGUCCGGGAAAUCCAAGGGCAAGAAGAGUGUGGCUGCGGCCAAGCCCGUGGAGACUGGCACGGCCAACGACGAUGUGGACUACGAGUGGAUUCCUCGCACUGCCCUUCGCACGCCCGGUAGCAACAAGACUAGCCCCAAGCAGCGCAAGGCCAAGCGGAACGCGAGUUCGGAUGAGGAUUAGAUGGAGCGACCCGUACAUUCAGCAUUCCUCUCACCAGUCUGAGCUUUUGAUCACGCCCGCCCCUUCGGAUGGCGCCUCCUCCGAGCGCGGCCAUCACGAGAUUGAAUUCCAAAACCCCUAUUUCGUUGCUAUCCUUCUGGCUCAAAUCCGUUCUAUUCCAACUUUGCCUACCCUACUCCGCGACCGGCUCGUGCGUCUGCUGAAGCUUCUAACCAUGUCCACACCCUGGGCGUGGCACCUCCUCGCCGAUAAUAACUCCACUUUUUACUUCCGCCUCCGGCUCCCCGGAUGGUUCUGUUUGACCGCUUAAGCCCAAGUUCAUGAGCUGUUCGGGGAGCCAUUAUCCAAUGUCCGGUGUCUAUCCAUGGUUUAAACGCCAUGAACUGUUGACAUAAUCGGGUUUUGUUGACGCAUUUUAUUACGUUCAAUAAAAUUUUAAAACUCAAAUUUAAAA